AUAUUAGCUAAACUUUUAUCGACGUGUACAUACAACGUCCGUCGACAACGAGAUUUAUUAGUUUGACACUACUGUGUAUUGAUAUAAAUAAAAAUAAAUUACUACAUGUAUAUAUAUGUCACAGUAUAGCAAUUGCAAAUGUCACCUCUAGCUAGGUAUAGCAGUAAAAUCAUUUAAUUUUUACUAGUGAAGCUACUGAAUUUAGGAGUGUAGUGAAAAAAACAAAUUUUAUUCAGAACUAUAUUAACGAAUGAUUUUAGAUAAUUAGUUGAAAUAAUUUCAUGUUACAAUAACCACAUCAAGUAUUAAGUAAUAGUAAAGUAUAUCAUGGCUGCAGUAGCUGUUACUACUCCUAACGGAGUGCCAAGAACUCAACCACAAUUUAGAAAUGUCAGGCAAGGUAGCGUUAUUGAUUUUGAUAUUGAUAUGUUUUUAAAAAUUUCUAACUAUGAGGAUACUAUACGACAACUUGAUAUUUAUUAUGGAAUUGUUAAGCGGCAAAUUCUACACUAUCAAAGUUGUAUAACAGGUCUUUUUCCAAAGAUUUCAACUGACAAAAAAAUAGCCAGUGUCAGAGAAAGUGUAUAUUGUGCUGCUGCUGUUUGGAGUUUACAUCAAGCUUAUAGACGUAUAGAUGAUGAUCGAGGUAAAUCAUAUGAAUUAGGUCAAUCUGCAAUAAAAUGUAUGAGAGGUAUCUUAGAAUGUUGGAUGAAACAAUCUUCACGAGUAGAGCUAUUCAAAAGAAAUCAAUGCAACCGAUUUGCUCUACACUGCAAGUUCCAUUUAGACACUGGAGAUGUAAUUUUCAAAGAUGAAGACUACAAUCAUUUGCAAAUUGAUGUUGUAUCUCUGUAUUUGAUUUUUUUGGUACAAAUGAUAUCAUCUGGACUGCAAAUAAUUUAUACUCAAGAUGAAGUUGCCUUUAUACAAAAUCUGGUUUACUAUGUUGAAAGAGCAUAUAGAACACCUGACUAUGGAAUGUGGGAAAGAGGUAGUCGUUACAAUGAUGGUACACCAGAAAUUCAUGCCAGUUCUAUUGGCAUGGCCAAAAGUGCACUUGAAGCCAUCAAUGGUUGUAAUCUAUUUGGAGAAAAGGGUGCAUCUUGGUCUGUCAUUUAUGUUGAUAUAGAUGCUCACAAUCGUAAUAGAAGCAUUUUUGAAACUAUGCUUCCAAGAGAAUCUAGUUCUAAGAGUGUGGAUGCUGCUUUGUUGCCAACAAUUUCAUUUCCUGCGUUUUCUACACAUGAAGAAGUUUUAUAUACUGAAACAAAAGCUAAUGUAAUAAGAAGGUUAAAAGGAAAUUACGGUUUCAAACGGUUUGGCAGAGAUGGUUAUAAAACUGUACUGGAGGAUCCUGAUAAGCGAUAUUAUAAAUCUGGAGAAAUAAAAGAAUUUGAUAACAUAGAAUGUGAAUGGCCAUUAUUUUAUAUUUUUAUGAUAAUUGAUGGAGUCUUCAAUAGCUUGCCGGAUCAAAUAGAAGAAUAUCAAACUUUACUGAAAGCAAGAUUAUCAAAGGAUGUGCAUGGAGAUCCUGUUGUACCAAUGUACUACUACGUUCCAGAGGAUAGUAUAGAAGGUGAAAAAAAUGAACCGGGAAGUACAAUCAAAGUUCCUAGUGAUAUUGGCAGAGGCCACAAAGGAGGAGAUGAUGCUGCUCCAAUAUAUUUAUGGAAUCAAGCAAUGUUUGUUAUAGCUCAACUUUUAACUGCCAGUUUGUUACACAUCAACGAAUUAGAUCCAAUUCGUCGCUAUUUGCCGUCAUACAAUAGGCCAAGAAAAGCAGGACGUUAUUCGGCAUUUCAGGGUACGCAUACUGAUUUGGUAGUACAAAUUGUUUUAAUUGCCGAGUCAAUGAGAUUGCAAGCUAUGAUGGCAACUUAUGGAAUACAAACUCAAACACCUCACGAAGUUGAACCUGUCCAAAUUUUGUCUUCCACUCAACUAGUCAAAGUCUAUCAAUGCCUUGGAAUAAAUGAAAAAUUAGGACUUGAAGGGCGACCUGCUCGACCAGUUGGUUCAUUAGGAACUAGUAAGAUUUAUCGAGUGUGUGGAAUGACUGUACUCUGCUAUCCUUUAAUUUUUGAGGUUUCUGAAUUUUACUUAUACCGUGAUAUGGCCUUACUUAUUGAUGACAUCAAAACUGAGCUUCAAUUUGUAGGACGAUACUGGAGACUGUCAGGAAGGCCUACAGUAUGUCUUUUAAUCCGAGAAGAACACAUGAGAGAUCCGCAGUUUAAAGAAAUGUUAGAUCUUUUUGCAAUGCUCAAGAAAGGAUAUUGUGAUGGGACUAAAGUUCGUAUUGGUCGUCUGCAAAAUUUGAUAUCUUCGUCUUGUAUAGAACAUUUGGAUUUCAUCAAUUCCAUCGAUACUGAUUUGGAAUUGACGCAAUUCAAACAAUUGGAGCACGAUUACAUUGGAUACCAAAGCUUGACUGAUGUGCCAAAAGCUCUGUCAUACAACGAAGACAUCAAAGACUUAUCUAACUUUAAAAGUGAAUCAACUGCAAACAUUAUAAAUGCUAUUCGAAGUGUCAACGAUUUAUAUGCUAAAUGUCAAUUAUACGGAAUACUUAUACAGCGAGAGGGCCCGAAUUAUGAAAUAAAUGGCUCUAAAUUGAGUGAUAUUUUUACAUCUUUGUACCAAAAAGCCGGAAGUCUUCGAUAUUGGAUGGCAGUACGCUAUUGCAGUAGUAUAUUGAAUCACACUGUCGAUAGUAUUAGUCCUUUUAUAACAGGAGUUCUUGUCAAAGGCAAACAGAUUACUGUUGGAGUUAUUGGACACCAAGAAACUGUUUUUGAUAAACCCAUGACACCUGCCGAAAUUCAAUCAGUAAUGUAUUCCACUAUUCAGCCUCAUAAUGUUAUUCAUGCUGUAUUACAGCAAGAAAUAUUAUUAUACUGUGGACGUCUCAUUGGAACAAAUCCGGAAAUGUUUAAGGGUAUCCUCAAAAUUAGAAUUGGGUGGGUUUUAGAAGCCAUGAAAUUAUAUUUACAAAUAAUCGGAAAAGAUUCAAAGCCAAUCGAAAAUUAUAGUCCCUACGAGGUUCGUCAACUUUUAAUCAAAGUUUUGACAGUCAAAGAGUGGGCCGCAGACGAAGACUUAUCGAUUCUCGGAAGACGGAAGAUCGAAGGGAGUCUGUGUAGAGUACCCUUACAUUUUUAUAAUCAAGUUUGGGAAGUACUUGAGAGAUGCCCUGGAGGUAUCUGUGUUAAUGGCCGAGAAGUACCGCAGCAACCUACUUUGUCUAAUUUAACUCGAUCGGAAUUAACCUUUGCUCUUCUUGUUGAAUCCAUUCUUCAUCAUAUUACCAUCCCAGAAUAUCGACAGAUUGUUGUUGAGCUAUUAAAUAUUGUUUCAACAAUUUUAUUGCGAAAUCCAGAACUGACUUUUCAGAGGCAAUUAAAUUUAAACAAAUUGGUCGAUGAUGCUUUUAUCAUAUUUUGCAAGGAUCAUAAUGUGGAUAGAAAGACCGACAUGACACCUUUCUUCUCGGCGAACUAUUCUCUUACAACAAGUUUCUUAGCAAGAGCUGUUGUAAACAAUGUUCUCACAGGAGAUUGCGUCACAAAUAUUGCAGAAACACACGAUGCUUUAGAAACAAAUGAAAUGUGUAAAAUUGCUUGA
Phymastichus coffea is the source of this 3624-nucleotide messenger RNA. Its product is annotated as probable phosphorylase b kinase regulatory subunit beta. The record is from RefSeq and is a predicted model, not a curated record. Bases 328 to 3624 code for a protein of 1098 amino acids. Gene Ontology annotation, biological process: glycogen metabolic process. Gene Ontology annotation, cellular component: phosphorylase kinase complex. The transcript has 19 exons. Gene Ontology annotation, molecular function: calmodulin binding. Lineage: Eukaryota; Metazoa; Arthropoda; Insecta; Hymenoptera; Eulophidae.